Pochonia chlamydosporia 170 is the source of this 1407-nucleotide messenger RNA. Its product is annotated as FAD dependent oxidoreductase family protein. Lineage: Eukaryota; Fungi; Ascomycota; Sordariomycetes; Hypocreales; Clavicipitaceae. The transcript has a single exon. Gene Ontology annotation, molecular function: oxidoreductase activity. The record is from RefSeq and is a predicted model, not a curated record. The coding region runs from base 1 to 1407 and encodes 468 amino acids.
AUGUGUUCUGUCUCAGGCCACCCGUUUCGUGGAGUUACCUUGUUGGUUCUCCUACUGUCAGUUUUUGCGUUAUCCACGUUCGGUGUUGCUGACAGUGUCAUCCAUAAGGAUGUUGCCAUCAUCGGCGGUGGUGCAUCAGGACUCUACGCUGCUCUGCGUCUGCGCCAGAUGAACCACUCGUUCGUCGUGGUAGAGAGCAGGCAUGAAUUUGGAGGCCACACGGCUACCUACACCAUCCCAGGCACGAAUACUCACAUCAACUAUGGCUCACAAGGCUACGGUGGCGACGUCGACGCAAUCAAGCGCUUCUUUGGCUUCUACAACGUCCCGAUGAAACUUGUGAAACUAAGCGAGGUCGGGUUCGGCAACACGCGUCAUGUCGACUUCAAAAGCUCAAAGGAGCUUCCCGACUUCAAACCUGACAAUAAUCUAACCAUACUUUCUCAACAAGUUCACAAAUACCCGGAUCUCGCAUUAAACACAAGACUACCAACCCCUGUCCCUGAAGACCUGACUCUGCCAUUUCGUGACUUCGUCGCAAAGUAUGGAAUCCAGUCCAACGUAUACAGUCUAUACUUUCAGACUGAGGGCUUGGGUGACCUCUUAUCGCAAUCGACGCUGUACGUGUUUAAAUAUCUCAAUCUAGCCUAUCUUGACGGCCAGCUUCCCAAGUCACCCGGGUUUUAUGUCACUGAGAAGGGCUUCAACCAAGAGAUCUACCUCAAGGCCCAGGCUGACUUCGGUGCCGACGCACUGGUAUCAUCGACAGUUAUAGGUGCCGUUCGGAAUAGCACUGGCGUGGUUCUGACUGUCAAAACACCCUCGGGCAAGAAGACAAUUCUAGUCUCCAAACUCCUUGUCACGAUGCCUCCGACGCUCGCCAACAUGGGCCCCCUGGGUCUCGACAGUCGCGAGUCCAGUCUCUUUUCUCGCUUCAGGUCACAUGGCUGGUAUGUCGGCCUGGUAAAGGUUGAAGGAUUUGCAGAUAGGGACGAGUUUGUCAACGCCAACUUGGACAGCUCAAAUUUUAAUUUGCCCAAUCUGCCAGCAUUGUACCAGAUCUCACCUACCGCCGUGAAAGGCAUCUAUCUCGUCCGCUAUGGCUCGUGUGCUUACAUGGACGAACGGGAGAUAAAGCGCGAUAUUGUGGUUACUGUCGAACGGGUGCGCCGUGCCGUUCUACCUAGUACAGCUGGCCUUAACCCUGUAACUUUGCUCGCAUUUUCCAGCCAUUACCCCUUUAGUUUGUACGUCAAUUCUUCUGACAUAUCCGGUGGGUUUUACAGUCGCCUGGACGGAUUGCAGGGUCACAAGAACACAUGGUUCACGGGCGCCGCGUACAGCUCUCACACAGCUUCCCAUGUCUGGAAUUUUACUGAACGCCUUCUCCCACGUCUCUUUCCGUAA